AAUAAUUAGUAAGAAGAACUCACAGAAUUGGCAAAGGUUCGUACUUCUGAACAAGUAUUUUGGUCCACGAGGUCGUUAAAAUUUACUCUUUAACAAUUUUUUCUAUCAAAUUAAAUAAACGUUAACACCAUCAUUAUGUGAGUCAUCCACGUGAACUUUUGGUUUCACUACAAAUUUCGUAUUCUACAGUAAUAAACAAAUGUAUUCACAAGUCAUAAAAUUUUGCGCCAUGCGUAAAGUAUUGUCACACUAGAGUAUGUCACACAGGUUCUGUUCUAUUUUUUAUUAACGAAACGUGACAUUUUACAGGUAUUUGUCAUUAGUUAAUUGGGAGAAGUGUCCCAUUAUAAUACUCUGCUUUUAUGCGGGAACUGCUCUCCUGAAGUGAAUACUUCCGCAAACCGUGACAACAACUGAUAGAUAUUUCUUCUGAGGCGGAAAGAGUUCUAUUAAUAUCCUUCUGAGAAAUAGCGGAAGUCAACGGGCACUUUGCAUGAGCAACGGAAAGUGAAACAAUCUUGCCGUUGAAAGCUAUUACAGAUCUUAGCCUCUCUUAAUCUUAAAAAUUCGCGAUAUGUAAUGGUAUUUCUUUCACAUUUACGAUAUCAGGUCAAGAAUGUUUACCUAAUGUUAUCUUUCCAGCUGCUCUUGCGGAAGAAAAUUCGAUGCGGACGAUGAAUGACUCGACGAACGAAACUGCCGACACAGAAGCGUGCAUAUUCGAGUUAAGUUUUCGGAUUCCCAUAUCCAUUCUGUUUGUUGCGACAUUUUUGCUGUCUUUAUCCGAGAAUGUUUUGGUGACCAUCGUGAUUAGCAUCGACAAAAAAUUACGCAGACCUUCAAACGGCUAUCUUUUGAGUUUGGCGUUGACAGACAUUAGUAUCUCAAUCGGAUUGAUACCACUAGAGAUGACAUAUGUAUGGUCGUACCCAAAGUGGCCACUUGGCUCCACAGGAACAAAUUUUCUUAACUCUGUAUGGCUAUUCUCAAUAGCAGGUUCUUUCAUCACCCUGCUAGUUAUCACAGUAGACCGCUACAGAGCAGUGAUGUCCGUGGUACGAUACAGGGAUAUUGCUUCAUGGCGGAGAACAUUUGUGAUCGUUGGAUUAGUCUGGAUCUACGAUGUAACUAUCGUAGUAUUAAUGGGUCUUUUUGCCUUUGAGCCAAUUACGGAAGAAACAUAUGAAUGGAACGUUAAUUUCAAAUUUUAUUACGCGUUCUUGGCCAUGCACAUAGUUCUUCCACUGCUUUUGAUUAGUGCAUUUUACUACAAAAUAUACAAGAAGGCAGUGGAGAACCGACAACAACUCUUGUCACGCGGUCAGGUACAUCCCGGAACUGCCACUAGUUCUGAUACCGUCACGGAAACUAGACUUGAAGUUAAAAUGGCAAAAACUGUUGCCUUUGUGUUUAUGUUUCUGGUCAUUGUGUGGAUGCCAGUUUUAAUUUUGGAAAUUUUUUAUGCUAUCGGUAGUCAGUCCUGUGUUGUAGGACAACUUGGGGUUGUUAGUGUGUGGCUGACUUGUAGUAAUGGCGUUAUCAAUCCUAUAGUUUACUCUCUCAGGAACAAAGACUUCCACCGCUCCAUGUUGCAGUUGAUUCGAUGCAAAAGACCCAGGUCCGCCAGCGCUUACAGGCUACCACAUUAACCCCUUAACUCUCGUGAGUGACCAAGACAUGAUUUCUCCUUACAAAAUUAACACUACAUAAAAAAGAAAAGUUAUAAGACUAAAAAAAAAUUAUCAAUAAUUGGAAUAUUAGUUGAUCCAAUACCAAAUUCUCCAAAGUUACUUAUUACGAAUUGUAGGACAAACGGUAAGGAGAAUUGCUUUUGAGAUCUUUGGAGCGUAAGGGUUAAUAAUCCCAGUGCAAUUCAGAAAUACUUUUAGGAGUGUUUUUGUGGUUACAGUUAUUAUAUUGAGGUGCGUGGGAAGUUUCGGUAGAUUUCGUCAAUUGUAGCAAACAGCAGAAUUUAAUAAAACCUCAUUGGUCGCUUACUUUUA
Messenger RNA from Pocillopora damicornis (cauliflower coral), 2003 nucleotides. RefSeq names its product histamine H2 receptor-like. Gene Ontology annotation, molecular function: neurotransmitter receptor activity; G protein-coupled serotonin receptor activity. Gene Ontology annotation, cellular component: dendrite; plasma membrane. Lineage: Eukaryota; Metazoa; Cnidaria; Anthozoa; Scleractinia; Pocilloporidae. Gene Ontology annotation, biological process: chemical synaptic transmission; G protein-coupled receptor signaling pathway, coupled to cyclic nucleotide second messenger. The record is from RefSeq and is a predicted model, not a curated record.